AUGGCGGCGGCGGCUUCGGAUUCCGAGGGUGUCGAGAUAGAGGACGGAACCCCUCGGGUCACCCCAGCUGUCGGCGGCGCUGCUACUGCCGGCCGCCCCACUCGCAGCGCCGCCUCGCGUGGCAGUAGCAAACUCCGCGGCAAUAGCAGCGCACUGGCCAGCUUUUUCAGCUCUGAAGAUGAGGAAUCGGAAUCCGCUACUGACGGCGACGACGACGAUGAGGAAGACGGCGACACGGAGUAUACACAGACCCGCGGGUCAGAUGACGACGAUGACGACGAUUCAGAGUACGACAGCGACCUAAAUGGCGGCGCCGGCGCCGGAAGGGGCUCAACUCGGGGCCGAGGCAGCCGGGGCGGAGCUGUCAUCAGCCGCCAUCGAAGUCGGAGCCCCCCUGGGGGCAUCAGCGAUGGCGGUUACACUUCGGGUUUUACGACGGGUGACGAAAGCGGGGAGGAUCUAUUUGACGGGGAUCUGGAUCCCAUGUCGCUAUUAGAGGAGCUGGAGCAGCAAGGCGCGGCGCCUGUAGGUACGGCAGGCGGCGGCGGUACGGGCGCCUACGGCGGCGGCACCUCUGCAAGCGCGCUACAGCCCUUCGAGCUCAUUAGGCAACGCCGCUGGGCACAACGGAAGCAUGGGGGCCUCCGCCGCGGCGGCGACUCUGAUGACGUUGAUGACGGCGAUGACGGUACGGCAGCGGCGAUGGAGAGAGAGGAGACGGGGCCUGAGGGCGACGAUGUGGAGAUGGAGGACGCGGGGCCCAGUCGUGGCGGCGGCCGAGGCCGAGGCCGAGGAGGUAGGGGCCGGGGCCGGGGCCGGGGCGGCAGGACGCCGUCAGCAGCCGCCAGCGGCGGCCGCGGCCGUGGCCGCCCUGCGCAAGAGCGCCGCAGGUCUUCCGCGGCCUCGGACGUGUUCGGCGCUGACGUGGAUGACAUUUUGGACGAUCCGUUAGCGGAACGGAUGGGAAUUAUUGAACCAGGGUCGCGACGACGUGGCCGCGGGCGGGGUCGUGGGCGAGGCCGGAGUCGGGCUCGCCGGAGGAGUCGGCCGAAGCGUGGGCUUCCAGAAGAGGUGGUGGCCAAAUUAGGGCAGGCCAACGUCAUGUACGCGCUCCAGGACUACCAGCCCGCUAUCGAGCUACUCACACAGGUAAUCAAGGAGUACCCGAACGUGUCCGACCCAUACCACACCCUAGGCCUGCUCCACGAAGCCAACGGCCAACCACGUAAGGCCCUGGAUUUCUUCAUGAUUGCGGCUCACCUGAGCCCCAAAGAUGUGGCGCUGUGGAAGCGACUCGCGUCAAUGUCUACGGAACUAGGGUUUUACAGGCAAGCGGUAUACUGCCUGUCUAAGGCCAUAAACCGAAAUCGUUCGGAUCUGGACGCGAUAUGGGAUCGGGCGGUGUUGUAUGCUCAGGUGAAAAAAAAUUUAAAUCCUCAACAAAUGGUCUUUGCCGCAAGCGGUCGGCGAAAUGGACAAGGCCUUGGCGCAAUUUUCCGAGGUAAUUGUUUAAAGCUCUUUAGAGCGAGCCCUUUAGAGUUACGUGGCAAAAAUGUUUACGGUAAACGCGCAGAGUGGAAUGCGGGUGUCAUUUGUAGAAAAAUGUCGUACUACAGUUUGGAAACUGUGCAUGCACGCACUUUUGUGGAGGUUCAUGAGUUAGCAGUCGGACGCCAACGGCCAGGUGAUCCGGAGGUUCCUGUCAUGAAAGCACGUCUAUAUCACCAGGCGGGAGCACCACUCAAGGCCAUUGCCGUACUGGAGGCGCAUCUUCGGGACUAUCCGAGCCAUGUGGACCUCACCCACAUCAACAUCCUUGCAGAACUCUACAUGGAGCGCGGCGGUUAUGUGGAGGCGCGAGCUCUCAUACAGCGGGCGGUGCCGGUCUUGUGUCCUGAUCAGGCGCUGCCGCUGGACUUGGCGGUUAAGAGCGGCUUGUGUUUGGCUCACACGGGUCAGUGGGAGGAGGCGGACGAGGUGCUCGGGGAACUGCUGCGGGAGCCAGUGGAGCAGUUCGGCGACCUGUACAUCAGCGUGGGCUCCGCUCUGGCAGGGCUGGGGCAAUACGACAAGGCCUUACACUACCUGAACCCGCUUCUGGAGCACCCCGACUUCAACGACCUGGGGCUGUGGACCCAGCUGCUCAAGUGCCACACAGCACUGGGGGAGGUGGGGGAGGGGCUGGAGCUGUACAGGGAACAGAUGCAGGCCAUGGAGCAGUCGGACCCGCGACGUCCUAGGGGAGGAUCUGGCAAUGAGGCUCAGCCAGCUGUACCUCCAAAUGAACCUUCUGGACAGGUUGGUUGCACGGAAGUGAGGUACGUGUCCCUGAUCCAGCCGGCCGUGGAGUCCUCGCUGAGUGCUCUGGCUGCUGACCUGGCGCGAGUGAACGACCCCAGCCUGGAGCCGUCUUUGAAGCGAGCCAUUCUCCGGAGGCGGAUGUUUGCCCGGAAGGGAAAGAGAAAGGGUGAGGGCGCUGCUGAGACUGGUUCCGUGUUCAAGGGGGCCACGCGAAGGGACCGCCGUUCUGCACGUACACGCGAGUACGACCGCAAGGCCGCGGAGGUGCUGGGCCUGCCGUACGAUGAUAUCGACGCUGACGAUGUCGGCGGCACUGGCGGCGGAUCGGGUUUGGACGGCUCCGGUACGGACGGCACAGACGGCGGCGGCGGCGCCACCGGCAGCGACAGCGACUUCAGCGGCGGCGAGGGCCGGCGGCGGCGCGGCCACGGCGGCGGCGGCGGCGCCCCGCGGUUCCCCCGGGGGGGGCUCGUCGGGCCGAGCGUCCUGAGCGACCCAGCACAGGCCCAAGUACUGCUGCAGGUGACUCGGGCGCUGACAGCGAUGGGGAGGUCGGAGGAUGCAAGGGCCCUUCUGGAUCGCGCCAUCGCUCUCGUCAUCUCAGGUGGCGGCGGCGCCGCUGCCGCCGCCGCCGCCGACGGUGGCGGCAGCGGCAGCAUCGGCAUCGGCAGUCUCAUGGUCAAACGCGCUGGCGGGCCCUGGUUCGAGCGAGCCGUCAUCGACCGCCUCAAACUUGGUCAGCUGGAGCUGGCGAGUACGGCGACGGAGGCGGGGGCCGACGCAGCCGCCGGCGGAGGAGGAGGAGGCAGCGGAGGUGGUUGGGGUCUUCUAGAUUCGAGUCAACUGGCGGCGCUGAAGAGUUUGACGAAUCGUUGGCCGUACAGCAUCGGCUUAUGGAACCUGUACUGCUCGGCCCAUGCGCAGGGCCACGUGUACCUGCUGGCCCGGCAAUUUCGCGAGGCGGCGUCGGAGUAUUUUCACGCGUACCGCUUCGUACCUGAAGAGCCGUUAUUACUGUUAUGUCUGGGAGUCACGUUGCUGUCGGAAGCUAUGGCCUCCGCUGCAGCGAUGGCGCCGGGCGCCGCCAGAGGAGGCGGCGGCGGCGGCGGCGGCGCUGCGUCCCAGCAGCUGCCGGCGCAUCGCCACGGCCGCAGCGGCGGCGGCGGCGGUGGCAGUGGCGCGCUGCGCGACCGCAACCGAGGCGUGCUCGCCGGGUUUGCAUUCCUGCAGAUGUACCAAAAGACCCGGGGCGGGCAGCUGAGUCAGGAGGUGUCGUACAACAUGGGACGAGCAGCCCACCAGCUAGGCCUUCUGCACCUGGCUCACCACUAUUACGAAUUGGCGUUGGCGGCGCCGCCAGCUGCCGCCAAAGCAGGGUGGCAGUCAACGCUUGGGGGGGGCGGCGCCGCCGCCGCCGCCGCGGCCGCAGGUUUCGGUUCCGGUGCCGCGGCCACAGCGACCCAUGGGUCCGGCGAGCGUUGGGAUCUCCGUCGAGAUGUGGCUCAUAAUCUUGUCCAGUUGUAUCUCAGCAGCGGUGCGACAGAGCUGGCGCGGGAGGUGAUGGCCAAGUACCUUGUGUUCUGA
Volvox carteri f. nagariensis is the source of this 3885-nucleotide messenger RNA. RefSeq lists its product as uncharacterized. Gene Ontology annotation, molecular function: protein binding. The transcript is spliced from 21 exons. Bases 1 to 3885 code for a protein of 1294 amino acids. The record is from RefSeq and is a predicted model, not a curated record. Lineage: Eukaryota; Viridiplantae; Chlorophyta; Chlorophyceae; Chlamydomonadales; Volvocaceae. Gene Ontology annotation, cellular component: transcription factor TFIIIC complex. Gene Ontology annotation, biological process: transcription by RNA polymerase III.